This is a messenger RNA of Macadamia integrifolia, 2070 nucleotides long. RefSeq names its product heat shock protein 90-5, chloroplastic-like. Gene Ontology annotation, molecular function: ATP-dependent protein folding chaperone; ATP hydrolysis activity; ATP binding. NCBI's taxonomy places the organism in Eukaryota, Viridiplantae, Streptophyta, Magnoliopsida, Proteales, Proteaceae. Gene Ontology annotation, cellular component: cytosol; perinuclear region of cytoplasm; plasma membrane. The transcript has 9 exons. The record is from RefSeq and is a predicted model, not a curated record. Gene Ontology annotation, biological process: protein folding; protein stabilization; cellular response to heat. The coding region runs from base 293 to 1051 and encodes 252 amino acids.
AACUCAGGUUCUGUUUUCAGGUUCUGCUUUUUUUAAGCACUCGGCACCAUCACGAUUCUUGAACCAUGACCCUUUGAAUAAUCCUCGUCGCCGAUGAGAUAUUGAGCAUAUCAAGCCAGAUUUCUGCACCUGAGCAGGACUGGAGCUAGGGUUUUUGGGCCCAACACCCUGCUCUGAUCCUUGGCACAGGAAGGACGCGGAGGUGGCUGAACUUUACCCGGUAAAGUUGAGGGUGAGACUAAGGUGAAGACUAAGAUAUUCGUGGGAGAAUUUCGGGAAAGCGUGACGGUGUAUGAUCUCCAAAAACCCUUCUCCUCAUUGGGGACUGUCAAGUAUGCGAGAUCGUCAGAAACCAUGGCCGCAGCUUCGCGGUUGGCAAACAAUUCCGGCAAAGCUCUCUCCAAGUAUUGCAAGUGAUGCUCUAGACAAGUUGAGAUUUUUAAGUGUGACCGAACCCUCUCUUCUUGGAGAUGCUGGUGAACUGGAGAUACGCAUCAAGCCUGAUCCAGACAAUGGGACCAUUACUAUAACAGAUACAGGUAUUGGCAUGACAAAGGAAGAGCUUGUUGAUUGUCUCAGAACAAUUGCUCAAUCAAAAUUCUUGAAGCCUUUCAAGGAGAAUAAAGAUCUUGGAGCAGUUAAUGGUUUGAUUGGUCAAUUUGGAGUCGGGUUUUAUUCAGCAUUCCUUGUUGCUGAAAAGGUAGUUGUGUCUACGAAAAGCCCAAGGUCGGAUAAGCAGUAUGUCUGCGAAGCUGUUGCUGACAGUAGUUCUUACUUGAUAAGGGAGGAGACUAAUCCUGAAAAUCUACUACGGCGUGGAACACAGAUUACCUUACUCCUGAGGCCAGAUGAUGAUAAAUUCGAACUCUCUGAGCCAACUAAAAUUCAGAGUUUGGUGAAGAAUUACUCACAUUUUGUUUCCUUCCCUAUUUACACAUGGCAAGAGAAAUCAAGGACUGUGGAGGAAGAGAAGAAGAAGAAGAAGAAGAAGAAGAAGAAGAAGAAGAAGAAGAUUAUAACAGAAGUAUUGGGAUUGGGAAUUAGCGAAUGAAACAAAACCAAUAUGUGUGUGUGUGUGGGGGGAAGAUUCUUCACCAAUAGAAUCGAAGAUGUUGGGGAUCACAUGCAAUGUGUGCAAUAAGUGAUUCAAAUAUGUUUUAAAGUGAAAGCUCCACAACAAGUCUGAAAGACAUCCGUAUCUCAACUAGAAGGUUUGUCUUCCCUAUUAGCCUUUCUUCAUUUGUCAUUCCCAUGUAUCUCCUGGAUUAAAGCUUAAUUAUGCAAAUGUGCUUCAUUUAUAUUUAUUUCUGUUGAGAACCAUGUUUAUGAGGAAAUUUAAUUGACAUGGUUAGAUUAUUGUUUGAUGGGUUAUUUGAUUUGGGUUUCUAAUGAUGAUAAAAUUGGUUGUCUAUUCCAGAAAUUUGGAUAUUCUGAGCGAUUGGCUUUUGCUUGAUGGGUAAUUUAAUGAAAAAGAAAUAUUGCUACAAGGAAGAAGCCUUCUUGUAUUCCUUUGAUGUGUUGUUGGAAAUAUUGUCAAAUAUUGAUUCAUAAUGGGUGGUUGGCUCAUUACUUUUUGGAGGUCUAACCUUUUAGAAUUAUUUUAUUAAUGUCAUGUUGUUUGUAAAUUUUAAUAUGUAAUAUAUUAGGUUAUAUUAUUGAGGUACCAAUAUUAGCAUAUGAUACUGUUUCUGCAUUAAAUUUGGAUUUUUUUUAUUUAUCUAAUUUCUUGAGCAUGACAAUGCAUGAGAAUUAUACAGAAGCAAGUUUUGAAAAAAGCUAUAUUUCUUGCCCUAUUCUUUCCUUUUAUUUUUUGUUCGAAUUUUUUUUGUGCUUAAAAUAAUUUAUUAAAAGGACAAAGAAAACAAAUUCAAAAAGUUGGGUGCAAGACAAAUUAGUGAAAAGGUAAGAGGCACUACAAAAGACAAAAGAAUACAAGAAGGACCAAAUGAUCAACCACUAAUUAAGUUUUCCAUUCCUUGGAAUGAAGGUAGGACAAGACAAAUCUUAUACGCAUAACAAAGCAUCCUUCAUUCAGAUAUGUGUUUGAAAAUUACUAUCAUUAUGGAAAGU